Messenger RNA from Candoia aspera, 4187 nucleotides. It is a transcript of the gene MBTPS1, whose product is annotated as membrane bound transcription factor peptidase, site 1. Gene Ontology annotation, biological process: proteolysis. Bases 360 to 3539 code for a protein of 1059 amino acids. Gene Ontology annotation, cellular component: Golgi apparatus. NCBI's taxonomy places the organism in Eukaryota, Metazoa, Chordata, Lepidosauria, Squamata, Candoiidae. Gene Ontology annotation, molecular function: serine-type endopeptidase activity. The record is from RefSeq and is a predicted model, not a curated record. The transcript is spliced from 22 exons.
UUACAGGUGGACACCUGAAAAAAAAAAAGAAUGAACAGUGACCCUUAGCCCUAAAUGUUGGCUUAUUUUCCGCUUUGUCGUAUCUGCAAUGGAGCAUAUGGCUAAUCUGUUGAAUCCUGAGUGACAGGACCCUGUCAUCAAAGAUGGAGAAAAAACGGAGGAAGAAAUGAGGCUGAUUACUAGGCUUCGUCAGGAAAGACUAUGCAGGCAAGACUUUUGCUUGGUUGGACAAAACAUUAGGACUGUCAGCUUAAAGAGCACUUAGAAGAGCCGCUUUCCCCGAAAUCCAGGGACUGAGGGAGAGAAAGAACUGAUUCAUGGAGAAGCACCGUGUGAAUUGAAUCCAUGGAAAUUUGGGAAUGAAAGCAUAUUCUUUCCUGACCAUGAGGCUUGCAAACACCUGUUUGUUUCUGACUGCGAUCUUACUCUGUGGCAAACAGCACCUGGGCACUAGACUGGGGAAUUCAUCUCACGACAGCCAUUUAUGUCCUGAGUGCUCUCAUCUGACACUCAAAGUGGAAUUCUCUUCAGCCGUUGUAGAACAUGAAUACAUUGUGGCUUUCAACGGCUACUUUUCAGCCCAGGCGAGAAGCAAAUUUAUUUCGAGAGCACUGAAGAGCAGCGACAUAGAGAACUGGAGGAUCGUGCCCCGCAACAACCCAGCCAGCAAUUACCCCAGUGACUUUGAGGUGAUCCAGAUCGACGAGAAACAGAAGGUGGGAGUGCAGACGCUCGAAGACCAUCCCAAUAUCAAACGAGUUACCCCGCAAAGGAAAGUCUUUCGCUCGCUUAAGUACACUGAAACAGAUCCAGCCUUUCCCUGUAACGAGACCAGAUGGACGCAGAAGUGGCAAUCGUCCCGCCCCCUCAGGAGGGCAAGCUUGUCUCUGGGUUCUGGGUUUUGGCACGCGACGGGCAGGCACUCCAGCAGGCGCCUGCUAAGGGCAAUACCUCGGCAGGUGGCGCAGACGCUUCAGGCAGAUGUGCUCUGGCAAAUGGGUUUUACAGGAGGUGGUGUAAGAGUGGCUGUCUUUGAUACGGGACUCAGCGAGAAACAUCCACACUUCAAAAAUGUGAAAGAGAGGACAAAUUGGACAAAUGAGAGAACUUUGGAUGAUGGCCUGGGCCAUGGGACGUUUGUGGCCGGUGUGAUCGCUAGCAUGAGAGAGUGCCAAGGAUUUGCUCCAGACUCUGAACUGCACAUAUUCAGGGUCUUCACUAACAAUCAGGUUUCAUAUACGUCUUGGUUUUUGGAUGCCUUUAACUAUGCUAUCUUAAAGAAGAUUGAUGUGUUGAACCUUAGCAUUGGAGGCCCAGAUUUUAUGGACCACCCAUUCGUAGACAAGGUGUGGGAAUUGACAGCCAAUAAUGUGAUCAUGGUCUCUGCUAUUGGAAAUGAUGGUCCUUUGUACGGCACCCUCAACAAUCCAGCUGACCAAAUGGAUGUGAUUGGAGUUGGUGGCAUUGACUUUGAAGAUAAUAUUGCUCGGUUCUCCUCCAGAGGGAUGACCACAUGGGAACUUCCUGGAGGUUAUGGGAGAGUCAAACCCGAUAUAGUGACUUAUGGCUCUGGAGUGAGAGGGUCUGGCAUGAAGGGUGGUUGCCGUUCGCUCUCUGGGACGAGCGUGGCCUCUCCAGUUGUGGCAGGCGCUGUCACGCUCCUAGUAAGCACAGUUCAGAAGCGUGAAAUGGUGAAUCCAGCUAGCAUGAAGCAAGCUCUGAUUGCCUCAGCACGGCGGCUUCCUGGGGUCAACAUGUUUGAACAAGGACACGGCAAACUUGAUCUUCUCAGAGCCUAUCAAAUUCUCAACAGUUACAAGCCGCAGGCCAGCCUGAGUCCAAGCUACAUCGAUCUGACAGAAUGUCCUUACAUGUGGCCAUAUUGCUCUCAGCCCAUAUACUACGGAGGCAUGCCCACAAUUGUCAAUGUCACCAUCUUGAAUGGAAUGGGAGUCACUGGAAGAAUUGUAGACAAGCCGGACUGGCAACCGUAUUUACCGCAGAACGGAGAUUACAUUGAGGUGGCGUUUUCCUAUUCUCCUGUUUUAUGGCCUUGGUCAGGGUAUCUUGCCAUUUCCAUCUCUGUAGCAAAGAAAGCAGCGUCUUGGGAAGGCACAGCACAGGGACACGUCAUGAUCACCAUUUCUUCCCCAGCAGAAAAUGAGUCAAAAGUUGGUGCGGAACAAACUUCAACCGUGAAACUCCCCAUAAAAGUGAAAAUUGUCCCAACCCCCCCUCGGAAUAAGCGGAUCUUGUGGGAUCAGUAUCACAAUCUUUGCUAUCCACCAGGAUAUUUUCCAAGGGAUAAUUUGAGAAUGAAGAACGAUCCAUUAGAUUGGAAUGGUGACCACAUUCAUACCAACUUCAGAGAUAUGUACCAGCAUCUGAGAAGUAUGGGUUAUUUUAUUGAAGUACUUGGUUCACCGUUUACCUGCUUUGAUGCCAGUCAGUAUGGGACAUUAUUGAUGGUGGACAGCGAGGAAGAGUAUUUUCCAGAAGAAAUUAUUAAGCUGAGAAGGGAUGUUGACAAUGGACUAUCGCUUGUAGUAUUCAGUGAUUGGUACAAUACUUCUGUGAUGAGAAAAGUCAAGUUUUACGAUGAAAAUACAAGGCAGUGGUGGAUGCCAGAUACUGGAGGAGCGAAUAUCCCAGCACUAAACGAUCUUCUAUCCGUCUGGGGCAUGGCCUUUAGCGAUGGGCUCUAUGAAGGAGAUUUUACCUUGGAAGGCCAGGAAAUGAAUUAUGCCUCAGGAUGUAGUAUUGCGAAAUUUCCAGAAGAUGGCAUUGUAAUUGCACAGACUUUUAAGGAUCAAGGUCUUGAAGUCUUAAAGCAGGAGACGGCAAUAGUUGAACACGUUCCCAUUUUGGGCCUCUUCCAAGUUCCUUCAGAAGGCGGGGGCAGGAUAGUUUUGUACGGGGAUUCGAACUGCCUGGAUGACAGCCACCGGCAGAAAGAUUGCUUUUGGCUCCUUGAUUCCAUCCUGCAAUAUACGUCAUACGGAGUGAUGCCACCAAGCCUCAGUCAUUCGGAAAACAGGCAGCGGCCCCCGACUGGGACAGGUUAUAUUCUUCCACAGAGAAUGGAAGGGAACCACCUUCAUCGCUACUCCAAAGUGCUCGAGGCUCACUUGCGUGACCCCAAACCGCGCUCUCUUCCAGCAUGUCCUCAUUUGUCCUGGGCAAAGCCACAACCUCUGAACGAAACAGCGCCCAGCAACCUUUGGAAACAUCAGAAGUUAUUAUCGAUUGACCUGGACAAAGUGGCCUUGCCAAGUUUCCAUCAGAACCGACCCCAAGUCAGGCCGUUAUCACCUGGAGAGAGUGGAGCAUGGGAUAUUCCAGGAGGAAUAAUGCCUGGGCGCUACAAUCAGGACGUGGGAGGGACGAUUCCCGUCUUUGCCUUCCUUGGCGCCAUGGUGGUUCUGGCAUUUUUUGUGGUCCAAAUCAAAUCUAAGAGCAGGCCAAAGCGACGGAAACUUCGAGUGAAACGGCCACAAAUUAUACAACAGGGUCACCCUCCAAAGACACCUUCUGUUUGAUUGCUGUAGCCAAAGACGAUCUCCUCUCGCUGACCGCUUUGUGGAAUUGUGAUCAACGGCUAAAGAAGGUUGACCCGACCGAGCAGCUGGGACUGGUAGACACAACCUUCUCCUUUCGUCUUUGGCUACUGACGAGGGACAACUCCGCGGAUGAUCUUCAGAUUAAGAAACACCCUGUUCUUUUCAGUAGCUGAACUGACCAAAGGCAUAAACACUGUUUAAGAAGGAAUCAGUUGCUUCUGAUUCUGGAAAGGACCUUUUUUUUUUCCUUUGACAUUGACCAAACCUUUUCAUUAGAGGCUAUUUUCUGUAUUUAUUUUCAGAGGGACCAGGGGAAGAUCCUCAUCAAGGCCCUUGACUCAUGGGUGGCAGCACCGUUUUUUUCCUGAGUGGAGAGCCGUUUUUUAUGCUCUCUCUUAUGAAGAUAAAUAGAAUUCUUGCCAUCCCCCCGUCGGGAUGGGAAAGAAACCGACCACUGGAACAAACUAGGAACAAAUCAGUGUGGCUGAUUUGCCUGAUCAGUGUGGAUCUGUAGCCCUUUCAUUUAUUUUUAUAAAGCAACUUACCAUGAUGUUUUGUAAUUCUUCAGCAUGAUUUCACCAUUGCUGGUGGAUAAAUUUUUUCAAUAAAUAUGUUAUCUAUAUUGAA